AGAAACGAAUGAAUGUGGAUAAGUCAAGUGAUAUGAGAGCAACAGAGUAGCUAGCUAGGGUUUCUGUGAAACUAACGCGAUACAUGUUUCUUUUAUAACAUUUAACGCCGAGCUGCUGUACGACAUGCGGUAACACAGCUCCGUGCGUGUGUCCUCCAGUUGCAGCAGCAGCAGCAGCAGCAAUGUUGCCCUCGGCCAGCACUGUCCUGCGGUCUACAGUCAAACUGCUGCCGCGGCCUCUGUGGAACCGAGGUUGUUUUUGGUGCUCGUACAGAAGCAUUUCGUUGAAACCAGGAGGUUUGAAACCAAAGACAGUUCCACAUCGGUACCUGGGCCAGCCCAGCCCUUUCACACAUCCACACCUCAUUAAACAUGGUGAGGUGACCCCGGGCUUGAGUCAGACAGAGUACGAGCUCCGUAGACACCGGCUGGCCUCUCUUAUUGAGGCCCAGGCAGACAGAUUGGGACCGUCUGCAUCCUCUAGCACCCAUGUCGUCAUUGUUUUGUCCCAUCCCACCCGCUACAUGAGCAAUGACAUCCCUUAUCCCUUCCACCAAAACCAGGAUUUCCUCUAUCUCACUGGCUUCCUCGAGCCAGACAGUGCCUUGGUUCUUCAUGGGAAAGGGCGACCGGAUCAGGCCAUCUUGUUUGUGCCCCGCAGAGACCCAGGGCGAGAGCUGUGGGACGGGCCUCGGUCAGGGAAGGAUGGGGCUGCCGCUUUGACCGGCAUAGAGAGAGUUCAUAGCACUGAAGAACUGGGUUUGGUGCUCCACUCCCUUAAAGGCACUCUGCUGUGGUACGAUAACUCUCAGCCUGUUCACCCUCGACUCCACCAGGCUCAUGUAAAUCCUCUGCUGGAGGUGGGGCCCAUGCCGCGCACUCUCAAGCCCCUGAUCCACUCUCUCAGGGCCCUCAAGAGCUCAGCAGAGGUGGCGCUCAUGCAGGAAGCAGGUCGCAUAACAGCACAGGCUUUUAGGAGGACGAUGGCGCUGUCUCAAGGAGACGUGGAUGAAGCUGUCCUCUUUGCAAAGUUUGACUUUGAGAAUCGGCUGCAUGGUGCAAACUUCCUGGCUUAUCCUCCUGUGGUUGCUGGAGGUAAUCGGGCCAACACUCUUCACUAUAUAAACAACAACCAGGUCAUAAAGGAUGGUGAACUGGUGCUGCUCGAUGGUGGUUGUGAAUACUUUGGUUACGUCAGUGAUAUCACUCGAACAUGGCCAGUAAAUGGAAAAUUCAGCCCCACCCAGGCGGAGCUGUAUGAAGCUGUCCUGGAAGUGCAGCGCUCCUGUAUUUCUCUGUGUUCCCCUGGUGUCAGUCUAGAUCAUAUCUACAGCACCAUGCUGGCUCUGCUGGGACAACAGCUCAGGAGGCUUGGGAUCAUCAAGACCAGUGCAAGUGAUUCUGAUGUACUACAGGCCGCUCGACGGUACUGCCCCCACCAUGUUGGACAUUACCUAGGCAUGGAUGUCCACGACACUCCUGAGCUGUCCCGCUCACAGCCUCUACAGCCAGGAAUGGCCAUCACUAUAGAACCAGGGUUGUACAUCUGUAAGGACAAUGACCAGGCUCCUGAUCGUUUCCGUGGCUUGGGCAUCAGGAUCGAGGAUGAUGUGAUAAUCCAAGUCCAGGGUGGCCCUCUGAUAUUGUCUUCUGACACGCCAAAAACCAUUGCUGAUGUAGAAAAGGCUUGUGCGCAGAGAUGAGGCAGGGAGAAACCUUGAAAAGCUGAUGUAAUCCUCCAUAAAAAUUUAACUACUCAUCAACUCAUCAAUGUCUCAUGUGACAUGUGAUCAGCCUCUAUAUAUACACCACGUUUAUCUAAUAAUGUGAUGGUGCUCUCAGCAUUUUCAUUCUUAAAAACUACAGUAUGUGCUCCACAUCAUGUUUUCCAGAAUUGUCACAAUCAUGCCAAGUAAAAGUCAAGUUUAUUUGUUUUUAAAUCUUUUAAGUUCUUAAGCCAGUUCACACACUUCACAAUUAGUCUGUUAACACUCAAACAUGUGGCAGUUCAUGCUGCAGCAAAAAGGAUUUAAACACCAGAUGCAAUGAACAUGCAUUCACUGUUCUGUAGUAUUAUUGUCAGUAUAAUAAGGUCCAGAGGAUGUUACAUCUUUAAACACACACAAUAAAUUAUAAGGAACCUGUCAACAACAGCUGCCUCUAAUACACCAAUGCACUAGAUUAUGAAAUAAAUGAUUCUAUACAUAUGUGGGGAGGGGUUUUGUUCUUAGCAGAGAAAAAUAUUAUCUCUUGGACAUUGGUGUUUAUACUGUAUGUAUUAAAAAACUAUAUUUCUUUCAUAA
Solea senegalensis (Senegalese sole) is the source of this 2303-nucleotide messenger RNA. It is a transcript of the gene xpnpep3, whose product is annotated as X-prolyl aminopeptidase 3, mitochondrial. Gene Ontology annotation, molecular function: manganese ion binding; metalloaminopeptidase activity. Lineage: Eukaryota; Metazoa; Chordata; Actinopteri; Pleuronectiformes; Soleidae. Gene Ontology annotation, cellular component: mitochondrion. Bases 183 to 1703 code for a protein of 506 amino acids. The transcript is spliced from 12 exons. The record is from RefSeq and is a predicted model, not a curated record.